ACACAUCUCUCCCCCUCUUUCCGCGUCACCGCCCGUGCGUGUACUCCAUCCUCACUGGCCUGCCUGCAUCGCGAUCACCUCACCUCCAUCUCGCCGGAGAUCGCAAGGGCCGCCGCCCGUCCCCCCCGGCCCGCGAUGGACGCCUCCUACCGCCGCUCCGGCGCCGGGGGAGGCGGCGGCGGCUCCGCCCCCCGCACCGUCGAGGACAUCUACAAGGACUACCGCGGCCGCCGCUCCGCCAUCCUCCGCGCCCUCACCAACGACGUCGAGGAGUUCUACGGGCAGUGCGAUCCAGGUGAGUCCCCGUCGCGAUCUCUCCCCCAAGCACUGCAGUUUCGUUUCGAUUCGCCGCCUCAGACAGAUCGCGAUGUGGCAGAUAAGGAGAACCUCUGCCUGUACGGCUACGCCAACGAGGCCUGGGAGGUGGCGCUGCCGGCGGAGGAGGUGCCCACCGAGCUGCCGGAGCCGGCCCUCGGGAUCAACUUCGCCCGCGACGGGAUGAAGCGCACCGACUGGCUCGCGCUCGUCGCCGUCCACUCAGACUCAUGGCUCGUCUCCGUCGCCUUCUACUAUGCCGCGCGCCUCACCCGCAGCGACAGGAAGCGUUUAUUUGGCAUGAUGAAUGAUUUGGCAACCGUUUAUGAAGUCAUCUCAGAGAUGAGACAAUCGAAGGAGAGGGAUAGAUCGGUUGGUAUUGACAACAGCGGUAGACACAAGCUGCCAGCCAAGCAUGCACGUGAGGCGCCGCCGCCACCACGUGUGGAAAAUAACGCCAGGGAGGCUGAUGAAGGCUACGAUGAAGAUGACGGCGACCACAGCGAGACUCUUUGCGGGACAUGCGGUGGGAUAUACAGCGCGGAGGAAUUCUGGAUCGGGUGCGACGUUUGCGAGAGGUGGUACCAUGGCAAGUGUGUGAAGAUAACUCCUGCCAAGGCGGAGAGCAUAAAGCAGUACAAAUGCCCGAGCUGCAGCUCAAAGAGACCUAGGCAGCAGUAGCCCUCCACCGGGGAGGCCGGCCCCCAUGGAUGGGGGACCUUGAAGCAGCAGCGGUUGAGACUUAGACUCCUUGUGCAAGGCUAACUACUGCAGUCUUGCUAUGUUUACUGUACUUUCGUUCAGGUUUACAAAUGGUGAUGAUGCUAAUGCAUGUGAGGAAAGAUCGCACACAUUUUCAUAGCCUUCUAACGUUGUCCUGAAGAGGAGUUAAAGGUGUAUGUUGCUGGGAAAGGAUAGUAGAAUGACGAAAAUAUGUGUAACUUUUCGUGGAAAGUUCAGUCUUCCAAUAAUCGGAGAGGUUUAUUUAUGAUAUUCUAUGUUAAUAUAUGUAUUGGUCCUUUCAGCUGUAA
Molecule: messenger RNA, 1346 nt
Organism: Lolium perenne
Lineage: Eukaryota; Viridiplantae; Streptophyta; Magnoliopsida; Poales; Poaceae
Product: PHD finger protein ALFIN-LIKE 1
Biological process (GO): regulation of DNA-templated transcription
Cellular component (GO): nucleus
Molecular function (GO): transcription cis-regulatory region binding; transcription coregulator activity; histone binding
Source: RefSeq, a predicted model, not a curated record